GUAAAUUAACAUUAAUGCAUGUUGGUUAACGAAAUGGGAACACGAUAUUGAUUUCCAUGUAGCGGCAACAAUUACUGCACAAGUUACAAAUGAUGUACUGAACCCGUUCAAAGUGUGCGCCUUUGGGCUAAAGCAGCCUCAGGAUGUUGUUGCAGCGGAUAGUUGCAGAUGUAAGUGACAUUAAAGAUGAUAGUGGUGAAACAUACCUGGAGUGCUACAACUUUUAUGUUCCAAAUAAAGGAAAAGUCGGGUGUAACUUGGCAGAUUAAGGUAAAAUAUUUAAGGUUAUAAGUCAGGCAUGGAUGAGGAGGAAGAUCUGGAGGCAGUUGGUGAACGACUAUAUAAUCUGAUAUAUCCCAAACAUACAGAGAUCGCUGGAAAACUCACAGGAAUGCUGCUUGAGCUGCCAGGGGCCGUACUGAAUCAGAUUUUGAAGGAUGAAGCCAUGCUCACUAGAGCUUUGGAUAAAGCCCUCAGAGCCCUACAACUCCCUCAAGGGCCCAGUGGUAAGGUGACUUCUAAGGAGGAGGAGGAUGCAUCUGUGUCUUCUGAUUCACUGGGGGAGCAACUGUUUGAGUUGGUUGAUGUCUACAACACAGGCCACUCAGAGAAAAUUACUGGUAUGCUACUGGAACAGCAGAAAGAAAUGGUGUUGAACAUCCUCUCAAAGCCUGCACUGUUGGAAGAGCAGGUGAACCUAGCCCUGAAGACGCUAAAGGAGCAGAAUGUGAUGGAGACUGAUGUCAGUGAAUCAACAGACUUUGAGGACACUGACAGGCUUGGAGAGAAGCUGUUUUUAUUGGUGGAGGAGCUGGAUCCCGUACAUGCAAAUGAUAUCACAGGCAUGCUACUGGAGAUGGACCCUGUUCCUCUCGUGCAAAUGCUGGCUGAUCAAACUAUGCUCAAGGUUGCUGUUCAGAAGGCACAAGCUGCCCUUGACAGCUUCAAGUGAACUUUCCUCACGGAAGAUGAUAUAAGGAGAAUUUGGACGGGAGCGGAUAGAAAAAUUGCCUAUUGUCACCUGUUGGCUGAUAGCAGGCGAAUGUACGAGAAGCUCGUUUGGGCGUGGCGAGGUCUGAAGGAACCGGUACUGGUGAAUUACGAGCUGGAAGAUGUGGACGAGAGGAGACCUGACUGACCUAUGAACUCUGAUCAAUAUGCAAGUUCUGUGAGGAUGACAGUCCAGCAAUUAAACAGGCUUCUUCCUCCAAACAGGAUUAGGGAGAAACUCUGGGUAUAUACCACUGUGACCGUAACUCAGACUUGUGUAAAAUAAGCAUGGCUCAGCAGUUCAUGCUGCAAGGGAGCGUGGGCUCUGAGAUCAGGGCCUUAAGUAUGCGUGCUUUGUGCGUCUGUUCAUUAACAUAUUAAAGAGUGACAAUAC
Molecule: messenger RNA, 1384 nt
Organism: Lampris incognitus (smalleye Pacific opah)
Lineage: Eukaryota; Metazoa; Chordata; Actinopteri; Lampriformes; Lampridae
Exons: 7
Coding region: 299-952 (217 amino acids)
Biological process (GO): protein polyubiquitination; regulation of double-strand break repair
Cellular component (GO): nucleus
Molecular function (GO): RNA binding
Source: RefSeq, a predicted model, not a curated record